Messenger RNA from Puccinia graminis f. sp. tritici CRL 75-36-700-3, 2397 nucleotides. RefSeq names its product SNW domain-containing protein 1. The record is from RefSeq and is a predicted model, not a curated record. Gene Ontology annotation, cellular component: spliceosomal complex. The transcript has 5 exons. The coding region runs from base 51 to 1877 and encodes 608 amino acids. Gene Ontology annotation, biological process: mRNA splicing, via spliceosome. NCBI's taxonomy places the organism in Eukaryota, Fungi, Basidiomycota, Pucciniomycetes, Pucciniales, Pucciniaceae.
AUCCAUCAACUUCAGCUGACCGGAAAGUUCUCCAACCCCAAAAAACCAAGAUGACCAACCUACUCCAGGCACUCCCACGACCAACACAUCCAACAGUGGAAGACGAUGAACCAGAGCCUGAGCAGGAAACAGCCUCAUCUUCGAACCACGAAGCGCUGAUCAACCCGCCGAUUCAGAUCCCUGCCUAUGGCGCUCGAAAGGGCUGGAAACCCCGACUGCCUGACCACUUCGGCGAUGGCGGUGCCUAUCCCGAGUGUCAUAUCGCCCAGUAUCCAUUGGAAAUGGGACGCAAGAAACAUACCUCGAUUGGAAAUACGCUAGCCUUGACAGUCGACGGAGAAGGGAAGAUAGAUUACACGAAGAUCGCCAAGCAAGGACAUCGGGACGGACGACACGUGCAAGCGCAAUUCAAGGACCUCGUCCCACUUGCCCAUCGAGCCGAUCUGGAUGAAUCUGCACGAGAGAUGGAACGGCCGUCGAAUGAGGAGGUCCAAUCGACAACCGAACGUACUCGUCUGGCACUCGAGAAGCUAACCAACACUCGAAUCAAGGCCGCCCAACCCAAACAUGUACCCGAGACUGGCGGGAACGUCAGCUUCGUCCGAUACACCCCUAAUGGCGAAGAGGGCAAACAGAGAAUCAUCAAGAUGGUCGAGACCGUUGAAGACCCUCUCGAACCUCCUCGCUUCAAACAUAAGAAAAUCCCCCGGGGCCCCCCUAGCCCCCCCGCACCUAUCCUCAGAAGUCCUCCUCGGAAAAUCACUAGUGAAGACCAGAAGGCUUGGAUGAUCCCCCCUUGUAUCUCCAAUUGGAAAAACAAUAAAGGGUAUACGAUUCCCCUUGAUAAGCGUUUGGCCGCCGACGGUAGAGGUCUUCAAGACACACACAUCAACGAUAGGUUUGCCCAGUUAUCGGAAUCCUUAUACGUUGCGGAUCGACUCGCGAGAGAAGAGGUCCGUCAACGCUCGUUGCUAAAACAACGAUUAGCGCAGAAGGAGAAAGAGCAAAAGGAGGAGAAUUUGCGAUUGCUUGCCCAACGAGCACGGGAAGAACGAUCUGGGAUUUCGCGGGUUGUUGCGGGGGUAUCGAAUGGGAACAACAUGUCGGCUGCGUUGGCGGGAUAUGGGAGUGAUACGGAUUCCGCGGGGCGUAGUGGGUCCGAGCGUGGUGGACGUCGAUCGGAGAAGGCGGCGGAGUCAGACGAGGAGGAUGAUGACAGAGGCAGUGAGGAUCUCGAUGAGGAGGCGGCGCGUGCAAGAGACGAGCUUAGGAAGGAGCGCCGCAAGGAGAGAGAACGAGAGAUGCGAAUGAAUAACAUGGGCAACGAGAAACGCGCCCAGCAUUUCGCGCGGACCCAGAACCGGGACAUCGGGGAGAAGAUCGCGCUAGGUCUGGCCAAGCCGACGAUCUCGAAGGAGUCGAUGAUCGAUUCCCGUCUGUUUAAUCAGGAGAAACUCAACGGCUCGUUCGGCGAUGAGGACUCUUAUAACCUCUACGAUCGGCCCCUCUUUUCGGGCUCUUCUGCUGCCGCUGCCAUCUAUAAACGUGGCGGAGCAGCCGCUGAUGAUGAGCCCCCUGCGAACACCGACGAGCGAUAUGGCGGAGGAACCGAAGAAGGGAUUAGCCAUGCUAUGCGGAACGACCGUUUUGGAUUGGGUGUGGCUGGCAAAGGCUUUGAAGGUGCUGAACUUCAAGAGUCGCGUGAUGGACCUGUCCAAUUCGAGCGAGACACGACCUUAAUGGCUUCCGAUCCAUUCGCGAUCGAUGCCUUCUUAGACGAGGCCAAGAAGGGUGUCAAACGAGGCUUAGAGCCUUCUGCAGGAAGCUCGAAAACCCGAGACGAAGACACUCAAGACUCUAAAAAACGUCGCGGAUAAGCCUCUCUUUCUCAUCUCUUACACCUCCAAUCCUUCACACACUCUUGUACAAUUAUCGGUCGGUUAUACAGUGGAGAUAUACACAAACAAAUGAAAGCAGAAAUUGAAGUACAAUGAAUGUCUGUUGAGCUCAUGUUAGUUAGUCUUCCUAUUUCAUUUAAUCUGAUCAAUCUUGAGUCGAUUUCUUUCGUUCCGUUAUGUACUGCUUCUCCACAGUGGGUAGUAAUACCUCAAAUCAAACCACAAAAAAAGGCAUAAAAAAUAAAACAAAAAACAGAGUCUGACCAGUUUAGCUGUAAGUAUGAAUGAUGAGAAGGAAGUCCGUAGGAUUUGUUCACCCUGUGAAUCUUCUUCUAAGGCGAUGAGCCACUUCAUGACCUGAACAUUCAUCAAUCUAUUUAAAUAUUUUAACAUUUGUCAUGAGCUGCUAAGUGUUAUUACUGGACAAUCUUUUGUAGGCUAGUCAAAUCAUCAUUUUCAUUUUCUCAAUAUCCAGAUGAAAACUUGAAACUAGGUUGAG